Messenger RNA from Penicillium nucicola, 8283 nucleotides. RefSeq lists its product as uncharacterized. The coding region runs from base 1 to 8283 and encodes 2760 amino acids. The transcript has 2 exons. NCBI's taxonomy places the organism in Eukaryota, Fungi, Ascomycota, Eurotiomycetes, Eurotiales, Aspergillaceae. The record is from RefSeq and is a predicted model, not a curated record.
AUGUCACCCCAGGAUAGGGAUCUCCCCCGUGAUCGGGAAUUGGUUAGGCAUUCGAUGACAUUAUCCGAUUCCAAAGUUCCAAUGUGGGACAGCUCGGAUCCUGAGCGCGCGCCGCCGCCGCUGCCAAUGAAUCCUCGAUCAAUGAGCCCUAUGAGCCCUGGCGCAACGAGGUCUAAUGUUUCUCCCAAUAUUCAAGCGGUUGCCGCGAAAUUCACAGAGCGCUCCAGCGAGAAUACGCCCAGUUCCUACACAACAAAUCCCAUGCCACCCAAGGGCUCAUCGCCUGAGAGAUCGUUGGUGAAGGGCCAGCAUAAACGUAUGCAAUCACUCCAGCCUGAAGAUACCCGACAAGACACGCGAUCCGAAUUCUUAAACUAUCUUGAGAAUCGAUCACCUGAAAGGCCUCUUCGUGCCACAAUUGUUGACCCGACGAAACCACGGGAUCCAAACAAGUCAACUAGCUCCCCUGCGCUACGUCAAGAUGCAGAGCGCGACAUGAGCUACUCCCUUUCGAAUCGAUAUCUCUCCAAACCCAUCCUAGGAGAAAGUACUCCACCGUCAGCCACCAUGUUAGCUCUUCAAAAUAUGCAGCUUCCCAUAGACGCCGACUCUCCUUCUCCAUCUAAACCCCCGAAAAUGAUUACAGGACCGAUGGAACCCAGACCUUCGAUCCCCAAUACUGCGAGCAUGGACUCCCUUUCAACCCAAAUUCACAGCUUGACCGACAUUGCAAGUAGCCUUCAACGCGAAAUGAUGAAUUUGAGCCGACGCAGCAAGGACAAUGCUACCGAUUUGGUAAGCCUCAAGGCCGCAACCAACGCUCGAGACGAAGAUAUCCGCAAAAGCCUCAAGGAUCUGUCUUCUCAUCUGAAAACCAAGUAUUUGGACACCGAUGCUGCAAGGUUUGAUUUCAGUACUCUCUUCAAGUCUGGAGAUGGGUCUAACCCUAAGGAUGCGGAUAGUUCUCCCCAGUCCAAGAGAAGCUACUCUGUGCCUCGGAUGCCUAGCCCUAAUCCCUUCGCGUUUGACCGGGACUCAUGCGUGUCCCCUUCACCGAUUUCCGACGGUUCGGCCGCCCUCGCCUUGCUCGAAAAGGUAUUGCGUGAAAUGGCAACCAAAGAAGGUGAGGAACGACUUUUAGAGCUUGUGGAAGAAAUCAAAUCCCGUCCCGCUGCGAGCCCUUCGGACAAGGAUGCCGACACUCAGGUUACUGCCAUGCUCGAGGAGAUUCUCAAUCUCGUUAAAGAAGAUCCUUCGAGCAAAGCCCUUGUGCGAUCCCGUGCCAUUACCGACAAUCUCGAUAGCCUCCAGCCUGAAGAUGCCCACCCCGAGGGUACGCGUUCUCGGUCAAUGGGAUCUAUGAAUCCAGAUGUUGUACGUGCACUUGAUGUUUCUAAGACUGAUAAGAUCGAUGGCUCUGUAUCCAACCCCGAAGAAGUUAUGGCGAUUCUCCACAGUGUCAAGAAUAGCGUCAUCGAAGGCGGUGGUAUGACCAACGGCGUCAAGAGCCUUGUCCGUGAAUUACGAGGUGAGGUUCUCGGAAUGGGUAGAGAACUGGGUCGACGUCUCGACGAUAUCGAAUCUACUCGCGCGAUCGAUCAAGCCGAGGAUCAACCGCGACCUGCUGGACCAGAAGAAAUUUCAGCCAUCGUCAAUCGCAGUCUUGACGACCUCAAGGAGCAGCUGGCUGCUACUAUCAACGAGAGUCGCCAACAAUCCUCCGACCUAUCUGAGUUCCGAUCGACUAUGAAUAGCGCUGCCAUUUACUCUGUUGUGAAGAAAGCCCUCGAUGAGCUUGAACUUCCCCAACCUAAUGCCGAGCCCCGCGGUGCUGAAAUGGACAGAGAAGACAUUCUCGAGACAGUCCGCGAGGCAUGGGAAACUUACAAGCCAGAGAUUGAAUUCAACAACUUUGGUCUGGAACGUGAUGAAAUCCUCACCUGUUUGGAGGAAGGUUUCAAGUCUCAUCAGCCCCAGCACGAGUCUGUCACCUACGACCAAGUCCUUGCAGCAGUUGAAGAUGGCAUGCAAAAGUUUAACCCGCCACAAAUCGAACAGCCACCUGGUAUUUCCCGCGACGAAGUCAUCCUGGCUAUUCGGGAAUGCCUGGAGAACCAGCCUGAGCCUACUUCUCGUGGUCUGGACGAGGAACAUGUCAACCACCUCAACUCCAUGCGUGAUCAGAUUCUCGAGUCGGUUGUCACUAGCUUGGCUACCCAUAGCGCAAACGCUAGGGGGCUUGGUGAAGAUGAUGUCAACCACCUUUACGCUAUCCGUGACGAGAUUAUGGACGCUGUGACUGGACUGAAUGAGGGCUCCAAGUCGCUGGACGAGACUCAUCUCCACUCUAUUCGCGAUGAAAUCAUUGAAGCUGUCACUGGAGUGAUGACAGCCCAGAGUACAACUUCUCGAUCCAUGGACGACGAACAUGUUAACCAUCUGACUUCCCUACGUGAUGAGAUCCUCGAAGCAGUCAAUGGAGCCAUGGCUCUUCACAACGAGGCCCCUCGGUCUGUUGACGAAGACCAGAACCAUAUUGGACACCUUAAUUCCAUUCGUGAUGAGAUUCUUGGGGCAUUGGCCGGUUCAAUGGCCCAAAGCACACUCAGCAAGGAUUCAUUUGAUUCCGGACUCGGUCGUGACGAGAUUGUCAGUGCCGUGUCUGAUGGUCUUGAGGCACACUUCACUGCAGCCAAGGAGAUGGAUGAGCCACACAUUUCCAGAAACGAUGUCAUGCACGCCGUCAACGAAGCCUUUGAUGCUCAACAAUCUGCUCUGAGCAUUGCCCCUCAAACAAACGUCUCACGCGAGGAAAUUAUGAAUGCCAUCGCAGAGGGCAUCGAGGCAUCGAUGACCGCCCAGCAGUCAGCCCUCACCACCGAUGUGCAGCAGAGUGUAUCGCGCGAGGAGAUUUUUACCGCCAUUGUUGAUGCUAUCGAUCACUCGCAAGCCUCUCUCAGCAACAAUGGUCAACCUGGUAUCACCAAGGAUGAGAUACUGGGAGCAAUCGUGGAUGGCAUGGAACAUUCAGCAGCCUCCAAGGAACCAAGUAUCUCCCGAGACGAGAUUCUGAAUGCGAUUGCCGACGGAAUCCAAUCAUCCAAUGGUGGUGGCGGUGAUCGAGCUCUCACCUUAGCUGGUUCUGAGCAUGAGGAUGAGAAGCCUGCUCCGAUCUCUCGGGAGGAGAUCUUCAAUGCAAUUAUCGACGGUAUUGAGCAUUCGCAAUCCUCCCUGAAUAAGGGUGUCGAGCCGAGCAUCUCUCGCGAUGAAAUCCUCCAUGCAAUUGUGGAGGGUAUUGAGCACUCAUCUAGCCUUCAGCAUUCAAGCGUUUCACGUGAGGAUAUUAUCAGUGCCGUUGCAGAAGGAAUUGAAAAUUCGAACACCACUCAACAAUCAGCUCUUGCAACUGUGCCUGAACCCUCUAUCUCUCGCGAUGAAAUCCUCAGUGCAAUUGUGGAGGGCCUUGAGCACUCCUCUAACCUUCAACAGUCAAAUAUUUCACGCGAGGACAUUAUCAGUGCCAUCACAGAAGGCAUUGAGAAUUCAAACACUAGCCAACAAUCAGCUUUGGCCACUGUGUCUGAACCAUCUAUCUCUCGCGAUGAAAUUCUCAAUGCAAUUGUGGAGGGUAUUGAGCACUCCUCCAACCUUCAACAGUCAAAUAUUUCACGUGAGGAUAUUAUCAGCGCCAUCGCAGAAGGCAUUGAGAGUUCGAGCACUAGCCAACAAUCAGCUUUAGCCGCUGUGCCUGAACCGUCCAUUUCGCGCGAAGAAAUUUUGAGCGCAAUCGCCGAAGGCAUUCAAAAUGGCAACUCAGUCACACGUGAGAUUGAGUUAAACAAGGAUGAUCUCAUGGAUGCGAUCACGGCUGGUCUCCAGGAGGCAACGAGCUCCACAACCAGCAACGUCGGCGGCGAAGUGAUGGAGCGUCUUCAGGAUCUGCUUGAAGGCAUGAAGGAGGAGUUCAAGCAAUAUUCUGCCGCCAACGGUAGAGACACAGAGCAGGUACUUGAUGCCGUCAAGGAUGGUCUCGACGUUGUCCGCAGGGAAAUCGAAUCUUACGUGGUUACAGCUGGUGAACUUUCAGGCAAAGACGAAGUCAUCGACACUGUCAAGGAAGGAUUCCGCCUUCUCCAGGCCGAUAUGGAGAAGACCAUUACGGACACCUCCCUCACCAGCAGCUCUACGGGUAACCCCGACACACCCGAGCUUUUGGAUGCCAUGGAGAAAGAAUUCGAACACUUGCGAGGCACAAUUACCACUCUUCUUCUACGUGAAAACGCCACUGCAGAUAAGGACGAGAUCAUCGACGCUAUCAAGGAUGCCUCUGAACAUAACAAAGGCAGCUCUGGCAACGAAGAGGUGGUUAACAUGAUCAAGCAAGAGUUUGAGAACCUCCGUGAUCGCAUGGACUCAAGCGUUGUUCGAGCUGAGCCAAGCGCUGAGAAGGACGAGAUUAUUUCGGCGCUUCGUGAGCACUUUGACACCCUACGAGAAGAGACCUCGCGUAAUGGAAAUGAAAGCACAUUGUCCACUACCAGCGAACUUCUGGACGCAUUCACCGAUGGUGUCGACUCGAUUCGGGACGACUUGAAGAAGUUACUCGAGAAGCCGGCCGAGUUUGACAGUUCCGAGAUCCUGGAGACCAUCAAAGGCGGUCUUGCGGAUUUGAAACUCGAAAUGGAAAACCUCCGCGAAUCUCAGAAGGAGCCCGAGGAGGGUGAGCGCGGUGGUGAGCUCAUGCUUGCGAACGAGACCCCCUCUGCGGAACCUGAGAAUACACUUGUUCCUGACAUCGAUGGUCUCAAGGCGCUGAUCACUCAGCUCCAAGACAAGGUUGAAGCAAUCGAAUCCACUCCCCGUGCCGCAGAGCCCGCCGAGGAUGCACUCAAGCAAUCGCACCUUGAUGAAGUUCUCAUGGCCAUUCAAGAAGUCCAGCUUGCCAUUGGUGAGAUGAGUGCGCAGAAGAACCCGGAGGAUGACAACACAGCCAAGAAACAAGAUACCGAAGCCCUUGAGCAGUUGCUCCUGAGCACCAAGACUCAAAUAGAUGAGCUGGUCUUUCCCUCGCCGGACGAGGUCGCAACUUCUGAGCAGAUUGGCGCCCUGGAGACUAUGAUCCGCGAAGCCAAGGACUCUAUCGCCGAGUUCUCUGGCCGCAUGGAAGCCGAAGCCCCCACCAAGGCUGAGAUCGGCACUUUGGAAGGUCUUAUCAAGGAUGUCUGGGUUGUCUUGGACGAGCUGAAGAGCAAGACUCAGGACGGGGAAGAAGAGGAGAACCCCGAGAAGCUAAUGAAGUCGGAUCUUCAAACCGUCGAAGCUAUGAUCUUCGAGGUCAAGACUCAGGUUGAUGAGCUGAAGCUCCCUGAUGUCGAGACCCUCCCCACCAAGGCCGAAAUCCAAGAGCUUUCAACUCUGGUUCACGACUUCCGUGAGAAGAUGGAAGCAAACAACGAGUUAACUGCUCAAGGAUUCGAUGCUCGCAAGAUCGAGCAUGGUGGCCUCGCCGAGAAGAUCGAUGAAAAGAUUGAAGAGGCUAAAUAUGUUGUCGGAGAGCUAGGAGAUGAGCUAAAGAGCAAGCUCGACGGCAGCAGUGAAGGCCUGGGUGAGCUCAAGCAGCUGCUCGAGGGACUCGCAGUUACUGCCGAGAAUUUCAGCACCGUCGACAACAUCAAGGAACUGAACGACCUCAUUAAUCGGGAAUUCGAACGUGCCCGCGGCGAAGAGGAUGCAGGCAAACUUGAAACGGAGGAGCGCGAUGCUGCUGCCCUCGUCAAACAUGAUGAGACGCGGGCCGCCAUUAUUGUGGAACUCGGAGCCAAGAUUGAUGAGAAGAUCACAGAAGUCUUGGCCAAAUAUGAAGAUGCUCAUACCUCGCUCCAUUCCAAGUUCUCCGAGACUGAAGAGCGAGACCUGGCACACACCGAAUCGCUGACAAGUACCAAGACACUUGCCGAGGACAUCAAGCUUGUCAUCGGUUCUAUGGGUGACACUGUCAACGAGACCUGCGAACGCAUAAGCGAGGAAACCAAAGUCCUCCUUGGGCGCGUUGAUGAGUCUCGUCAGCAAAUGGAGGAGAUGCACAACGACGUCAAGGCUCAUCGGGAGCAGUCUCAAGCUGAUACUGACAAGGCAGUCGCUGCUACCGAUCGAGUUGAGAGCAAGCUUCUUGAGUUCCACCCCCAAAUUUUGGAGAGCGUACAGGAAAUUCUUUCGAUUGUCAAUCAGCACUACGAUCACUCGCAGAAGUCAGCCGAAGACCUCAAAUCUGAGCUGUCGGCUCUACCUGCCAGCAUUCCUCAGAUGCUACCUGCGCUUCCUCCACCCGAGCCUGAGCCCGAAGAGACAAGCCGCACUCUUGCGAUUGAGGACACCCCUGUUCAGAGCAAGCUCGACGAUCUCCUGGAGCAUGCUAGAAACAGUCAAGUUCAUGAUAUUCUGAAGACUUUGCUUGAGCACUCCAAGAAUGAGGAUGUUCACGAAAAGUUAGAUAGGGCUCUACUUCAGCCUACGAAAGAUGACGAACUGCACGAGAAGCUGGACCGGGCCUUGCUUCAGCCGACAAAGGAUGACGACCUGCAUGAAAAGCUCGAUCGGGCCUUAUCCGACACCUCGAAGAAUGAUGAGCUCCACGAAAAGCUUGACCGUGCCUUGAACCAAGGAUCAGAGUCCAACGAUCAGAUAUAUGAGAAGCUUAACCAGCUUCUAGAUCACGCCACCAAUGGCUCUGGUCCUGUGCACGAAAAGUUGGAUGCUCUUCUCAGCCGCCCGACUACUACAGCGGAUCCAGAACAAUCUUCUACGCAGAUGAUGAAGCUUGACGAGAUGCACAAGGAUAUCAUGGAGAACGCUCGCCGGAUGAACGAGAUGUUUGCAGCUCAGUCAGUGAUUGUUGCUGAAGACACCGAGAGAAAGCGUCGUGAAGCCGAGGAAGCUGGCAUCGCAUUGGAGCGAAGAGUUGCACAGCGCGAACAAGUUGAAGCCGAGAUUGUUGGCUUGGGCGAAGAAAAGGAUUCUUUGUUGAACAUGAUCAACCGUCUGAGAGCGGAGAAGGAAAACAUGAUCAAGCAGAACAACAAGCUCAGCAAGGAUCUCUCCGGUCUCGAGACAGCGCUCGAGAUUCGCCAUGAGGAAAUGCGACACAUGGAGGAUCGUGCCGAUGGCCUCGAGAAGCGCAUUCUGGAAGGUGUCCUCGACCAUGCCCGCACAGUGCUUCUGAGCCGAUCCAACAGCCUGCAAGCCAUGAACCUGAAGAGGAACCGAAGCACACGCAGUAACCGUACCUCUCGCUCCGGCGCCCGCAGCCCCAGUGCAAACAGUACGGCCAGUACCGCCAAGGACAACAAGGAAACACGUAGUCUCCUUGGAAAUGGCGUUGGAAUUGCUCUUAAGCGCAGAAUGCCCACUUCUCUCCAAGGAGCCACAGCCGCGGUGCUACCCAACAUUGGAAAGGAGCGUCGCAUUCUCAGCUUGAGUCACGUCACAGGCAACCGUGGUACCGAUCGCCAGGUUAGCUCCAACACCGGUAUUACGAAUCUGAAGCGCAGCCAUUCGGUCAAGUCGAACGCUCUACGCAACACUUCAUGGGCCGGUCGAUCCUCUGUUACAAACAAGGAGAACGAGCCUUUCCACGAGGAGGAUGAGCUCGCCAGUGAGACGGAGAACGACACUGCAUCGCACCGCAGGACAAGCUAUGCUGGAAGUGAACGAAAGACCAGCUAUGCCGAGAGCCAUGCUCCUUCGGACCGCAAGACAAAUUAUGCUGAGAGCAACGCCCCUUCGGACCGCAAGACAAGUUAUGCUGAGAGCAACGCUCCCACAGAGCGGAAAUCAAGCUAUGCCCCUAGCAAUGCUCCCUCGGACCGAAAGACUAGCUACGCGGAAAGCAAUACCGGUACCGAACAGGACACAGUCUAUGCUGAGAGCAAUGCCGGUACGGAGCGAAAGCCAAGUUACGCCGGCAGUAUUGCCGAGAGUGUGGUUACCGAUGUUACUGAUCACCGUCGUGUCAGUGGUGUGACCUCUAUCGAUGAAUAUGACGACGCGGAAAGUUCGGUUAUUCAGCAUGAUCAAGAGGACCGAGACGAUGAUAUCUCCAUCGAUGGGUCCGAAUCAGCAGACGAUGCGCAGACUGCGUAUGGCGAUGAACAUUCUGUGAAUGGAGAUCACGACGAGAAUGUCUCUCGGCAGAUCAGGGAGGCUAAUUUGGCUGCUGAAGCGGAAGUCUUGAAGCUAUUGGCUCCGCCUAGUGACAGCGGCCUCGGCACUGAUGUUGCCGUCUAG